CGCAUGUGCGGCUGACCCGCCCUCCUGCAUCGCUCCGCACCCCCUCGCCGGUGUGUUGGGUUCUCCCUCAGUUCUACAUUUCAGCUUCCCUGAAGCAAAUUUUUGUGUGAUAAGAAGGAGUCUGAGAGACAGGAAUUCCACAUGGAAGCCCAGCCCUUCUGAUAGAGACCUUCUCCACAGAGCUUCAAAGCAGAUGCAAAAGGCCCCAGCAAGGAGCAGGUCCUAAUUUCUCCACCAGAAGCAGUUCUUACUCCCCUCCCCAGAGAGAGCCAGACCUGGGGAUGUCGCCACAGCCAGAAGCCAUCGCCGACUGUGAGACAGCGAACACUGUGGACCAACUUGCAGAAGGUGAUUCUGAGCCCUUCUUAGCACCAUGCUAUCACAUGUCACGUCUAGAUGCGCAGAGGCUUCCUCUGUCCUGAAUGCAGAGAGUUACUAAAUGACAAUGAAGAGAAGGGUUUCUCUUUCUGACACUUUUGAAACCUUCCAAACAACAAAACUGAGCCUGAAAUGAUUUGUCCAUGGUAAUCCAGGACAGAGCCAGGAGCAGAGCACAGGGCUGUUCACUCAGAGGUUACCCUUCGCAGUUCUAUACACUCUUCCAGGAGCAGCAGAAAAUGAAAAUAUCUCAGGCUUCAGUGUCAUUCAAGGAUGUAGCUGUGAAGUUCUCCCAGGAAGAAUGGCAACAAAUAACCCCUGCUCAGCGGGAUCUGUACAGAGACGUGAUGCUGGAAAACUACAGCCACCUGGUCUCCGUGGGGUACUGCAUUUUCAGACCAGAGGUAAUCUUCAAGUUGGAACAAGGAGAAGAGCCUUGGAUGUCCGAGGAGGAAUUCUUGAACAAGAGUUACUCAAGUUUAGAAGAUUACGAAGGUGAAGAUCUGAUCAAGAGGAGCAAAAAAAGUAAACACUUGCAGCAAGUAGUAUUCAUCAAUAAUAAAACAUUGACUAGAGAGGAAGAGAAAGUUUUGGGGAAACCAUUUAAUCUACACAGAGCUCCUGUUUCUUCAGCAAGUAUAUCCUGCAUAUGUGACUCAUGGGGAGUGAAUCUGCAAAAUACUUAUGAAUUUAUUACUAAUAAUAGAAACUACUCAGCAAAGAAAGCAGAUUAUCAUAGUGUAUGUGAGAACUUGCCUUACAAAGUUAAGUUUGAGAGAGCUCAAACUAGACAGAAAUUUUGGGAAUAUAGUAAAAACAUGAAAGUCCUCAGAUAUAAGGAAAAUCUUCCUGAACAUCAAAAGUUUCCAUCUUCAGAGCAAGCCUUUGAAUGUAGUGAAAUUAGAAAAACCUGUGGUAAGGCUGACUGUGUUAUACAUAAGAGUUCUCACAUAGAAAAAUCUGGUAAAGAUGAUGAAUUUAGGAAAAACUCCGAUAAUAUUCUCUUUGACCCCAAGAGAACUGGCAGAGGGGAGAAACACUCUCACUUGAAACAGUGUGAGAAAUCUUUAGAUAAGGCAGCUGUGGAGAUACACAAUAAAUUUAACAUGGCUGUGAAACAUCACGAAUAUAAUGCAAGUGCAAAUAAUUUCAGCAGUUUUACUCAAGCUCAGAGAAUUGUCACAGGAGAGACUCUGUUAGUAUACAGUGGCAGAACACAAACUGGGGAUGAGUCAUUUAAAUAUUACGAACAUAAAUCCUAUCAGACAUUAGCCCACAAAGUACGUCAGAGAAUUCACUCCGAGCUAAAACCCUAUAAAUGUAGUGAAUGUGGGAAAUCCUUCUGUCAGAAAGGACAUCUCAUUCAGCAUCACAGAACUCACACAGGAGAGAAACCAUUUGAAUGCAAUGAAUGUGGGAAAACUUUCUCCCAGAAGUCUCACCUCAGUACACAUCAGAGAAUUCACAGAGCAGAGAAACCCUAUAGAUGUAAUGAAUGCGGGAAGACAUUUGUCCAGAAAUCCACCCUCAGGGGACAUCAGAGAAUACACACAGGAGAGAAACCCUACGAAUGUAGCGAAUGUGGGAAAACUUUUGUCCAGAAGUCGACCCUCAGAGAUCAUCAUAGAAUUCACACAGGAGAGAAAUCCUUUCAGUGCACUGAAUGUGGGAAAACUUUUGGCCAGAAGUCAAACCUCAGAAUACAUCAGAGAACUCAUAGUGGGGAGAAAACUUAUCAAUGUAAUGAAUGUGAAAAAUCUUUCUGGCGAAAAGACCAUCUCAUUCAACAUCAGAAAACUCAUACAGGUGAGAAACCUUUUAAAUGCAAUGAAUGUGGGAAAACUUUUGCCCGGACAUCAACCCUCAGAGUGCAUCAGAGAAUUCACACUGGAGAGAAACCAUUUAAAUGUGAUGAAUGCGGGAAAAAUUUUGUCCGGAAAGCAAUCCUUAGCGAUCAUCAGAGAAUUCAUACAGGGGAGAAACCUUUUCAGUGUAGUAAAUGUGGGAAAACUUUUGGCCAGAAAUCAAACCUCAGAAUACAUCAAAGAACUCACAAUGGGGAGAAAUCUUUUGAAUGCAGUGAAUAUAGGAAAUUGUAUAAGAAGUCAACCCUCAAUGUAUAUCAGAGAAUUCAGGAAAAGAGAUCCCUUUUGAUAGAGUAACUGGAUAAUUCUGACAAAAGACCACCCAUUUCACACCACAGAAUACUCAUUGGGGUAAAGAAAAAACAAAUGGGGGGCCACUGGGUAGAUUGGUGGUUAAGGUGCUGGGCUUCCACAUGACUGAAUGCGAGUGUGUUGAAAAUCAAACUAGGCGUAUAUGUCUGUGUGUGCCUAAAAUCACAAGAGAAUGGAGGAUAUGGAACUGCAGUGUGGCCAU
This is a messenger RNA of Tupaia belangeri chinensis (Chinese tree shrew), 2757 nucleotides long. It is a transcript of the gene ZNF510, whose product is annotated as zinc finger protein 510. Gene Ontology annotation, molecular function: RNA polymerase II cis-regulatory region sequence-specific DNA binding; DNA-binding transcription factor activity, RNA polymerase II-specific. Lineage: Eukaryota; Metazoa; Chordata; Mammalia; Scandentia; Tupaiidae. Gene Ontology annotation, biological process: regulation of DNA-templated transcription. The record is from RefSeq and is a predicted model, not a curated record. Bases 522 to 2540 code for a protein of 672 amino acids. The transcript has 7 exons.